Messenger RNA from Penicillium macrosclerotiorum, 4539 nucleotides. RefSeq lists its product as uncharacterized. The record is from RefSeq and is a predicted model, not a curated record. Gene Ontology annotation, biological process: DNA replication; double-strand break repair via homologous recombination. The transcript has 4 exons. Gene Ontology annotation, molecular function: four-way junction helicase activity; nucleic acid binding; ATP binding. Bases 1 to 4539 code for a protein of 1512 amino acids. NCBI's taxonomy places the organism in Eukaryota, Fungi, Ascomycota, Eurotiomycetes, Eurotiales, Aspergillaceae. Gene Ontology annotation, cellular component: chromosome; RecQ family helicase-topoisomerase III complex; cytoplasm.
AUGACGAAGACCAAUCUUGCCGUGCAUCUUAAAUGGCUCCUUGGUCAAGGCCCUUCCCUUUACCCCUCUUUGUCUGCUGAAAUCCCUCCUAUCGAGCCCGAGAAUCGCGUCUCGUUGCAACAACCUCCCCUCCCUGACGAAGGCGAGCUAUCAAAUGUGAUUUUGGAGGAUCUAGAUGAUGUAUCCGACGAUAAUAUGGCAAGGUUGAUGCUUGCGCCUCCAUCAGGAAGCAAGCCUCGUAUGCUCAGCUGUUCCGACACCCGGCCACCAAGUUCACCUUCGACUGUCAAAAAACCGUCUUCAUCGAGAAGCGUGGUUCAAGAAUCGUUUCUUGAAGCGCCACAAUCCUCCUUCAAAAGUGUUUGCCCCAAAGCCACUCCUCUUCGGUCAAAUCGCAAGCUUGAGAGGUCUCCAUUCGGUGAGAUCGAAUCGAUUGAUUUGACCGGUGACCACGAUCGCUUCAUACCGUCAUCAUCAAUAACAACUGCUGAUUUUGGGGAACCACGCCGCUUGUGGACCGAGGAAGCAGCAUCGCGCGAAGGGGCCCGUGAAAAACGAGGCAGGAAGCGGAAAAGCGAUGAGUAUUCAUCAGAUCUCAUCUCGCCUUCAAAACAUGCGACUAAAGUUCGAACACCGUCCAAGGCAAGCCUGCCUUCAUCCUCGGGGAAUAUCACAGAACUGGCCCAGAUCACGAGCCAGGUCAGCCAGGUUAGCGUGUCAAAACGGGCAGCUCAAUUCAAGCGCGAUCCUCCAAACAUCCUGAAGAACAUUCAUCCGAGUGUUAUUGCCGAUUCUGAUGAAGAAGAUCCAUUCGAUGAUAGCUGGCUGAACGAUGAUCAAGUUGAUAAUAUGGUUCUGGAUGCCGAUGCAGGGUUGUAUCCAAAACUCCCUCCAAUCAGCCCUGUAGACCAUGAGAAAAGCAGUUUGGGAGAUUCGCAUCAGGAUCCAGAAAUGAACGAUACAAUGCGUCCUCCAAGUCGCAAAGUAAAGAAGAGAAUCGACCAGGACUCGAUACCGCCCCCGCAACCCUCCCUGGCGCCGAAGAUCCCCACUCUACAAGAAAAGGACAAGAAUGUUGUCAAAUUUCUGAGCUUGUCAUCGCACGCUUUGGAAAAGUCCAUUUCACAGCUGAAGACCACUCUUCAGGCGAAUUCCGAGAUUGUUUAUGAGCAGGCAAUGGAAGGCCGACCAGCACCUGACCUGAUUGCCGCAAAUAGGGAUCUUGUUACCCGGAUCCAGGCCAUUGAAUCCUUGCAAAAACAUCGAAGCACGCACAGUGAAUGCAUCUCUCGCAAGGAAAGUCUAAAGCAGAAUCUGAUGUCUGCCAUCUCCCAAGGUCUGGACCCAACAACCAUGCCGGAGGAGCUUGCACGGAGUCGAGCUGUUGAGUCAGAGCUUGAGAAAGUUGAACGAGAAAUACUCGAACUUCUUCCUCAAGCUCAGAUCUUGGAUUUAGCGGCAAAUCCCGGGUCGGGUGAUUCUGGAGACCCAAUGAAGCAGUUGUGCUUUGAUCCCAUCCAGGCGUCUUCCAGGCGGCAAUUCGAGGACUUUGCCCCAGUACGGGAAGAAUCACCUCCGACCUCCCCACAGCCUAUGGGCAGGGCUGAAAGACUUGGAACACAACAAUCAUCCUCUGCAAAUUCGAAGGUGGCUCGGGAUGUUUCAUGGGCGCUGGAUCGUAGCAGCAUGGCUCGCCAAGAUGCUUUUGUCUCACGGAAUAUGGCCUCACCUCAGCUUGCAAGUGCUGUGGAUUCCGACGACUUUGAUUGGAAUGCUAGCGAUGAGGAGAUGCUCGAAGUAGCGGGGAGUUUCGAUAAUGGUCCCGAACCACCUGUCCAAGAAGAAGUAUUCAAAGGCCGUCGAGUCUUCACAGAGACAUCCGGCAAUGCCUCUCGCAUGCCCUCUCUGAAGAAAUCACCUCCCCGGAACUCAUUUUGGUCCAAUCAUCCCUGGUCCCAGGAAGUAAGAACUGUCCUUAAGGAUAGAUUCCACCUCCGUGGGUUCCGAUCAAAUCAACUGGAGGCGAUAGAUGCAACGUUGGGUGGAAAAGACACAUUCAUUCUGAUGCCAACCGGAGGUGGAAAGUCCUUAUGCUACCAGCUCCCUUCUAUCGUAAAUAGUGGCCAUACCCGUGGUGUUACAAUUGUGGUGUCCCCACUGCUUAGUCUGAUGCAAGACCAAGUGGAUCACUUGCGAAAACUGAAUAUCAAAGCUUUCUUGAUCAACGGCGAAUCUGACAAGACUGAGCGAUCGUGGAUCCUUGGCCAGCUAUCCAACGCCGGCGGUGAAGGCCUAGAGUUGUUGUAUAUCACCCCGGAGAUGAUCAACAAGAACCAAACCCUUGUCAGAGCUCUCGAAAAACUCCAUCACAGGAAAAGACUUGCCCGACUAGUCAUUGAUGAGGCUCAUUGUGUCAGCCAGUGGGGCCAUGACUUUCGACCCGAUUAUAAAGAACUGGGCGAGGUUCGGACAAAGUUACCUGGUGUACCGCUCAUGGCUUUAACUGCCACCGCAACGGAGAACGUGAAAGUGGACGUCAUGCAUAAUCUCAAGAUGAAGGGAUGUGAAGUAUUCUUACAAAGCUUCAACCGCCCGAACUUGACCUACGAGGUGCGAAUCAAGGGAAAGAAUGAUGAAGUGCUCGCCGGCAUUGCCGACAUAAUCACCACCUCUUACAAGAACCAAUGUGGAAUUGUCUACUGUCUGUCGCGCAAGACCUGUGAGAAAGUUGCGGAGGAUUUGCGAAAGAAAUAUCGCCUCAAGGCCCAUCAUUACCAUGCAGCAAUGAAGUCCAGCGAAAAAGCCGAAGUUCAGAAUUACUGGCAGCAAGGCCGAUACCAUGUUAUUGUUGCCACCAUUGCCUUCGGCAUGGGUAUCGACAAGCCAGAUGUGAGAUUUGUGAUUCAUCACAGCAUCCCCAAGAGUCUUGAGGGGUACUAUCAGGAAACUGGACGGGCUGGUCGAGAUGGCAAGCGUUCAGGUUGCUAUCUAUAUUACGGAUACAAAGAUUUUGCGACAUUGAAGCGUAUGAUUGAUGAUGGUGAUGGCAAUUAUGAACAAAAGGCUCGCCAGAAACAAAUGCUACGCAAUGUUGUUCAAUUUUGUGAGAACCGCAGUGAUUGUCGACGAGUGCAAGUUCUCGCCUACUUCAACGAAUACUUUCGUCGAGAAGAUUGUGACGACUCGUGUGAUAACUGCAAGUCGGAUUCAGUUUUUGAGCUCCAUGAUUUUACUGAGUAUGCAUCGUCAGCCAUUAAGAUUGUCCGGCAUUUCCAGAACCAAGCGUGUGAUAAAGUGACCGUGCUCUAUUGUGUGGACAUCCUACGAGGGGAUUUAAAACGAGCCAAGUCAGCUUCUCAUAAGCAGCUACCUUGGUAUGGCAAGGGGUCGGAUCUUGAGCGAGCAGAAGCAGAACGGCUUUUCUACCGCUUACUGGGCGAAGACGCGUUAGCGGAGGACAACGUCAUCAAUGGAAAGGAUUUCGCUGUUCAGUAUAUCAAACUCGGUCGACGCGCCACGGAGUACGAAACAGGCCAGCGUCAAAUGAAGCUGCAGGUUCGCGUCUCUCCCAAUGGCAAAGGGAGAGCGGCAGCGCGUCCUGGACAGAAGAAAUCUGGAAGCCAGGCCUAUCCUCAAUCCACCAUGGUUUCUUCUCCCAUUCAAUCGGCAACUGACCGUCGCCAUACGCGUUCCAAACAGAAAUCUGUUCAUAUCAAUCACUCUUCAGCGGAUGAGGAUAGUGAUGGCUUUGAGAGGAUUCGAGUGGCCGGCCGAGCCCGGAAUAAAAACAUACGCGAAGUCAACCUUCCCAUCAUAACCGACCAAAAGAUGGAUGGCCUGGAUCAUCUUCACCGUGCUGUUGUGGAAGAUUUCGAGGUUACGGCUAAGAGAUAUCUUCAAGAGAUCGUUGCUGAAAAAGGCCCUCAAUCCCAACCGUUCCCAGAUUACAUCCUUCGUGAUAUGGCCAUCUCAUUCCCUAAGACGGUCUCGGAGCUCUCUGCUAUUCCUGGGAUCGAUCCAGACAAAGUAACCCGCUAUGGUCGCCAGAUAUUGAGGCUGGUGGAUAACGCCAGGCGACGUUAUCAUGAAUUGAAAGAUGAUGCGGAGACAAAUGGCAUCGUCCCAGACCCCAACCACCACAAUGUCAUCAACCUUAGCAGCAGCGAUGAGUACAGUGACGACGACGAUCUUUUUGUUGACCAGGCGCCCAAUAAUGACCUCGACCGGCCCAUGGCAGAGACCUCCGAUAAUAAUAUCACUAGUCGCUAUUUCCCUCCUCCGCCAUCGCCUGGUUUUGAUCCCGAUAGUGUCUUCGAAUCAGGACCGGCGGCCUCUAGCUCUAAGGGUCGCAAGCGCGCUUAUACGAAGCGACCACGCCGAAAAAUUGGCGGCUCUACUGGUGGCUGGAAAGCCAGGGGAGCCUCGAAAGCGAGAUCCAAACCUAGCACCGAUCGCCCUUCAAGCCGGUCAUCUGCGGCACCACGAAAGACUUCGAAAGCCAAAACCUCGAAAUCUACGAUUGGCAUGAUGCCUGUUUGA